AUGUUGAAUCAAUUCAACAUUGAAGAUAUCAUUAGGGUAUGUUUUCCUCAGCUAUCAUUAUCUCUGUUUCCUUGUUCCUUUUUUUUUUUUUUUGUUGCUAACCAUGUUGAUCACUAGGAUAUAGAAAUCUUGUACACGUCAAAAGAUGCUGCCGAAAUCCACACCAUUCAGGAUAAGUUGCAGACAUAUCAAAGGAGCCGGGAAGGGUAUGAGAUAGGUCGACUACUUUUGCAACACGACAACCAAACCGUCAAGUACUUUGGCGCCCUUACAAUUACUGUGUAUUUCAACACGUUUGGUGUUUCCAAGGAGAGCUAUUUGCAACCAUUUCGAGAUAUCCUGCAGUCCAUUCAACAAUUGUGUCAGGACAACUUCCAAGGCAACCUAUUCAUAAUAAGAAAGUUGUUGAGUUGCAUGUCGUUGAUCUUUAUUGCAAAUUACAAGGAAUUUGAUCCGGUGCUAUUUAUGCUAAACCUUGAGUCUACACACACUGCGGCAUCCACACCCACAUCGGCAUCUAUAGACCCCUAUUUGCAAAGCUUGACCGAUCUGCGACAUUUGGAGCUUCUCGUUAUAUUUCUUGAAGUCUUGAUUGAAGACGUGGUCAAGUUUACAAACAACUCACCUGAACUCCACCAUUCAAUAUACAAGAAUAUUUUCCAGCAUUGCCGCGCACUUUACAAAUAUUUGCUACUUCAACACGCCAACCUUCCAUUGGCACUACUUUCCAUCCUGUUUGACUGUUUAAACUCAUGGAUCGUCUAUUGCUCAAUUGCUGAAAACCAGUCUGGAGUGAGGUAUACUGAAGACUUGGAGCCUUUUAUUGAAUUCACGUUGAGCACGUUCAAAACACCAGUGGACUUUGACAAAAUCGAUGUUUACAAUAAAGCUGUCUCUGCAUUGACAGAGUUUAUGGACAAUAUACCAAGGGUUCUCAACCCAUUCAAGGGACCGAUAAACAGGAUUUUGUUUGCGGACAAUGAAUUUGGAUACCAGUUCCUAAACGCGGUAUUUACCAAAAAAAACGACACCGAGGGGCUCAUCAUCAUGGAGGAACACCAACUGGAGGUGGACAAUAUGGUCAACAUGAUUGUAACCUACUUGACUCUUAACUUGGUACAAAUCACCCGCAGUUUGUUGAAAGACGAAACGUUUAAACUACUUCAAACGGCAAUUGUCUUGACCAAUGCUCCUGGCACACCGACGGCGGACGAAAAUAUUAGCUCUCAAUUUCUCAAUUUUUGGGACGACUUUGCCAAUACCUUGAUCGAUGAUGCAGAUGCCAUUGAGGAAAUACUUGCUGAAGCAGAAACAACCCGCAUGGCAUACAACGAGAGACGAGAUUCGAUUUUGAUGGAGGUUGCCGUUGUAUACUUUCAAAAGAUUCAAAAAGUCUCCGGAACCGAUACUCAAGAUUUUACAAAGUUUCGUACAUUGGUAGCUGAUACUUUUAUCUUGUUCUACUCUGUUUUAGGAAAAACAUUGAUUGAAACCUUGUGCCAAGUCGUGGGCCAAAACUUGGUAAACACCGAAGCCGCCAUCUAUUUGGUUUACAAAAUCAUCAGUGAUAUACAAUUUUAUGACGACGACGACGAUGAGGGCGACGGCGACGACAACGUGGAAGGAAAUAACGGCAAGACUUUAGAACUUGCUCGGUGCAUUAGGACUAUAUUUGAUCGAGGCGUGUUGGAUUUGGUGGCAAAACUAAGUCCCACUGAUCAACAACAAAUUCCAAUUAGUUUGCUAAACUUAAUGUCGGCAUUACCUUUUUUUUACAAGUCACCCGAGGGAAACCUGUAUUUAGCACCCAGUUUUGAUUUUCUUUUCAAAUUGAUCCACAAUAGUGGUAAUCAACAACUAUCGCUCGUUGCAUCGAGAACAGUUUUCAGAAUCUGUAAAGAUACAGAAAAACAGUUGAUACCUUUCUUGCCCCAGCUCGAGAUGGCCCUACAGGAAAUGUUGCGAAAUCCCGCGUUUGACAGUGUGAUUCGUGAACGAAUCAUGUACUCCUACAUUACCAUUGUGAGGACACUCAAGGAUCCCGCUGAGUUGGGAAAUAAGAUCCACAUGAUACUCAAUGAGAUUUGGCUACAUCAACAACAACAACAACAGCAGCAGCAGCAGCAAAACCACUUGAACAAGGAAAUGAUGGAAGACUAUUCUGUUAGCUUGCUCGCGUGCAUCAAGGAAAUCGGCAGUGCUAGUGUUUUGCCCGAGGAAGCUGAAGAUUACCUCGACGCUAACCAACUACAAUACACCAUCAGUUACUGGAGCCAGGACCCGUUGGGGAUUCGAUUAAAGAUACUCGAUUGCCUCAGAAAUUUCUCAUUGGACUCACAUCUUUUAUCUCUGAACUCCAUUGUCACCGAAAAAUGCUGCUGUGUUUUGAAAUGCGGCUUUGGAGAGCCAGUGCCUGGUCCUUUUACAUUUGGAUUGGACUCGAUAUUCCUGUACAUGAAUGCCAAAUUGCAAUCUCGGAGCACGUCAUCUAUCUACUAUCUUCACAAAUUGUUGCUCAGCACCAUCAUCAACAAGUACAAGGAAAUCGAGGUUCAGCAAGUUGAGCUCAUUUUGCAAGCUGCUUUCGUUGAAAAGAUCGAUGCAAUUAUGAGCGACGUGGAUUUGAUAAGCUCCUCGCUUGAGAUUUUCUCGGCAAUCAUCGACGUGAAGCCGAGUUUAUUGCUUCCAACUCAAGUGUUUUCAGCUUGCAUCAUCCCGUUUGCCUUGGAUGCAUUCGAAAAGCACGAAGUGCCAACUAUCAAAUCGACGAUUAAAUUUUGGAAUGGAUUGGUAACGAUAAAAAAAGGUAGACAAGAAGAUCAAGUGUUUGUUCGUGAGAUGAUGACUCGAGAAGAUGAAAAUGGCCAGUCUCUUGGAUUGCGGCUCUCCCAGACUUUACAAACCGCGUUUUUGAAAAGUCCGCGAUCAGCUUUGGAUUACUAUUAUCCACUUUUCACCACGUUAAUCGGCAAGUAUCCCAUGGACUACAGAAAGUGGCUACUUUUAGUCUCUAAUAACUUAAAUGUGGGCAAAAUUACCUUGGAGAAAUGUGAAGUACAGCAGUUUGCGAGUAAAUUGAUGAUUACACGUGGUCAAAGGAUGGCAAAUGAAGUGCUCCGAGAAUACUGGUUAAAGAUUAAUAAACUCGUUGACUACAAACGAUGA
Molecule: messenger RNA, 3165 nt
Organism: Lodderomyces beijingensis
Lineage: Eukaryota; Fungi; Ascomycota; Pichiomycetes; Serinales; Debaryomycetaceae
Source: the annotation of a GenBank genome assembly